Brassica rapa (field mustard) is the source of this 2194-nucleotide messenger RNA. RefSeq names its product ACT domain-containing protein ACR2. NCBI's taxonomy places the organism in Eukaryota, Viridiplantae, Streptophyta, Magnoliopsida, Brassicales, Brassicaceae. The record is from RefSeq and is a predicted model, not a curated record.
UGAUAGGUUUCAAAUUUGGAAAUGGGUAGAGGUGCUAAGUAUCCUACUAUAUAAAAGCUACUAAUUUUGAAGUUAUAUUCUAAUGUAAUGAUAGAAAUCCUGAAAUUAUAUUCUGUUAUUCGUUUUCACUAAAGCUGCUCCAAAUGGGCCCGAACAGUGUGAGGCUAAAAUCCUUUUAAAGCCCAACAUUAGAGUGAGAAUUAAUCGGUGGCGUCAUUAUUAAUUAAAUAUUCACGGCGUCACCGCCUCACCGGAAAAGCAAACCAGAGCUCCUGAAAGAAGGCAAAAGAUUAAUACUUGGUCAAGUUUUCAAUUGUGAAGCAGAAACGGAGCUUUGAUUCUACUUAUUAAUUUCAGUGUGGUGGGAAAGAGACUGACAUAAAGGUUUCUCCUUUGAGAAGAGACUGAUCUAUAAAGAUUCUCACAGGACUUAAAUAUCGCUAUGCCCUUCACUUGCUUCACACCAACGCUUCCUUUAUGUUUCAAGAAUCACAGAUUGUUUGGUAGAGACAAUGCAGAAAGUUUGCUGGCCUUACUUUGAUCCUGAUUUUGACAAUCUUGGUGAACGCAUUUAUGGUCCACCAUGCAGGGUCUACAUAGACAACGACAGCAUCCAAGAUUGCACCGUUGUGAAGGUGAAUAGUGAGAACAAACAAGGACUUCUUCUAGAAGUGGUGCAGAUCUUGACAGACAUGAAUCUUAUCAUCACCAAGAGUUACAUCUCUUCUGAUGGUGGAUGGUUCAUGGAUGUUUUCCAUGUUAAAGACGAGCACGGCAGUAAACUCACUGACAAAACCGUCAUCAACCACAUCAAACAUGCCAUUGGCACGAGUAGGCGAGAGUCUGACUCUGUAAAGGCCAGUGAAGCCAAUGACAACGCAAACAACAACCCUUUGGAACCUCCAUUGAUCGAUCAUAAUGAGCACACAGCGAUAGAGAUGACAGGAACAGACAGACCAGGCCUCUUCUCAGAGAUAUUCGCUGCUUUCGCCGACCUACACUGCAACGUCUUAGAAGCUCACGCUUGGAGCCACAACGCUCGCUUAGCCUGCAUCGCCUACGUCUCCGACGACAGCACUCACGCUCCCAUCGACGACCCCAGCCGCUUAGCUUCCAUCGAGGACCACCUCAGUACCGUGAUCCGCGCCACAGCGGAUCCCGCCUCCAACUCGACGCACGUGGGGCACAAGGAGAACGAGACUGAUAGGUUUCUUGCUGGACAAGGCAAAGGGUGUAUGAACUCCAACGUGGAGAGACGUCUGCAUCAGCUGAUGCUCUCCGUGAGAGACUUCGACGAGCCGUUCUGUGGUGGCGGUGGUGCUUCGUCGCUGUCGCUGUUUUCGUCUAAGCUGGAGUAUUGCGAGAGGAAGACGACGAGUGUUUCUAUUGGGAGCUGCGAAGAUAGAGGGUAUUCGAUAGUGACGGUGAAGUCUAAAGAUCGGAGGAGACUCAUGUUUGAUACGAUAUGUACUUUGAUUGAUAUGCAGUACGUUAUCUUCCACGCUGCUCUCCGGUCUGAUGGAGCUGAUGCUUUUCAGGAGUACUUCAUAAGACACGUAGACGGACGUGCGCUGAACACUGAAGGAGAGAAGGAGCGUGUGAUUAAAUGCCUUGAAGCUGCUAUAGAACGUCGUGUUUGCGAGGGGGUGAAGUUGGAGCUAUGCGCAGAGAACAGAGUAGGCUUGCUUUCCGACAUAUCUCGUGUGCUUCGUGAGAAUGGUUUGACUGUUGUUCGUGCAGACGUGGAGACGCAGGGACAGAAGUCGCUCAACGCUUUUUACGUCAGGGACAUUUCCGGGAACAAGAUUGAUAUGGAGUUUGUGGAGUCAGUGAAGAAAGAGAUGAGACCUAUCCACCUGGAGGUUAAGAAUGAAGACAGACCAGAAGACAGACGUGAACAACUAGCCUUGGCUGCACCUCAACAGCAACCACAAGUACACCGUUUCUCGCUCGGUGAGAUCCUAAGGUCGCAGAUAGAGCGACUCUCUCACAACUUCGUCCCGACCAAAUGAUUAAUAGUUUAAGUAGUUUGGUAUAAAAGAUUAGAAAGUUUGCAAUAAACUCACCAUUGGUUUAUAGUAAUAACACCAAAUGUAUGUUCUCCAGUUAUAUACUAGACGUUAUGGUACUACUACACUUGUGAGGCAUGAGUUAAAAAGAAAGCUAACAAAAUGUUCUUUUUUAUACGAGCUAA